AUGUCCCGUGAUGGCACCCGCGUAGCCGUCGGAGCGCGUUACGACGACGGCGGCGCCACAGACGCGGGGCAAGUGAAAGUGUACCAACUUGGUCUCGGCGUUACUCCCUGGUGGCAAGUGCUCUCGGGGAUCGACGGCCUCGGAUCGAACGACCAAUCCGGAACCUCGGUGUCUAUGUCGAGCGACGGAUCACGGGUCGCCAUCGGCGCGCCUUUCGCCGUCGGAACCGCCGGCCCGUACUCCGGGGUCACGCGCGUGCAUUAUUUACAGACCGCGUGCGCCGCGAACGAACGCGUCCAAUCCAACGCGUGCGUCGCGUGCCCGGCAGGGUCAACGAACGCCGCGGGGGACGACCCGUCGGGCGUGGACACGUCGUGCGAGUGCGCCGCGAACGAACGCGUCCAAUCCAACGCGUGCGUCGCGUGCCCGGCAGGGACGACCAACGCCGCCGGGGACGACCCGUCCGGUGGCGACACGACCUGCGACGUCACGACCUGCGCCGUGAAUCAGUACGUCGCUUCGAACGUCUGCACCGCGUGCCCGGGCGGCUCCACGAACGCCGCGGGAGACGCCGCGUCCGGCGCCGACACGACGUGCGCGUGCGCGGUGAACCAGUACGUAUCUUCGAACGUCUGCACCGCGUGCCCGGCGGGGAAGACGAACGGCGCGGGCGGGGACGCGGUGCCGGGGCCGGACACGCCGAACUCGUGCGUCGCGACGCUCUGCGCUACGAAUCAGCACGUCGUGUCGAACGUGUGCACCGCGUGCUCGGGCGGCCUCCAGAACUACGCGGGAGACGACGCGUCCGGGGGGAACACGCUCUGCGACGGGAACUUUUGCCCUUCGAAUUUCAGGGUGAAUAACGGCGGCAGUUGCGUUCAGUGUCCCUCUGGCACGACGAACGCCGCCGGCGAUGACCCGACGGGAAGCGAGACCCAGUGCGACGCGACGAUUUGCCCCGCGAAUCAGUACGUCGUCUCGAACGCGUGCACGGGUUGUCCCGUGGGAACGACGAACGCCGCGGGCGACGACGCGUCUGGUUCGAACACGGCGUGCGAUUCCGCCGCGCCGGCGAACCCGCCGCCGUCGUCGAAUCCACCCGGAGGAGGCGAUGAAAGCGGCGGAGGAGGCGGAGGAGGCGGCGGCGGUGGCGGCGGUGGAAUGGGUAUAAUACUCUACGUCGUCGGCGGGCUGGGUAUAACGAUCCCGGUCGUCAUAUGCAUGAUCCUCGCGAUCUGGUACAAGCCCGCGCUUCGCCGAAUGCUGCUCAAGUGCGGGUGCGUGUGGUUCGCGAACUGUCUCGUCCCCGAGCUCGAAACUCGCGUGGACGACAUCGAAAAUUACAUGGCGAAGCAGAAGCUCCCGCGUCUCCGCGACUUCACCCCGGAGAUCGACCCCUCCGAGGUCGACCUCGACCGCGAUGACGUCCUCGGCACGGGCGGGUACGGAACCGUGUACUUGGCGAGGUACGCCGGUGAAAAAGUCGCCGUCAAGGCGAUGUUCGAGGGAGAUUCGAACCGAGUCCCGACGUACGCGGCGAAGCUCAUGCGGAACGAAGCGAUGAUCAUGUGCAGCCUGAACCACCCGAACAUCCUCCGCGUAUUCGGCGUCGUCACGAAGUUAGGGUACAUCGUCAUGGAGCUGUGCCCGGGCGGCGCGCUCGACGAGUACCUGUACGACCCCGAUAACGUCCUCGACGCGCGCGACAAGGCGCGGCUCGCGACGGAGACCGCGACCGGGAUGGCGUACCUGCACAUGCGCGAGGUGGACAUCGUGCACGGGGACAUGAAAGCCGGGAACGUGCUUCUGGCCGCGGAUAACUCCGUCCGGAUUUGCGACUUUGGGAUGUCGGACGCGAAGAACCGUUCGAAGACGAUGACGUCCGCGGUGGCCGCGGGCGGUCGAUCGGUCGCGCUCACAGUCGCGUGGAGCGCCCCGGAGCUCUUCAAGGGCAAGAAUAAGACGUCCUCGAGCGACAUGUACGCGCUGGGGCUGACGAUCUGGCAGAUUUACGAGCGCGCGCAGCCGUUCGGGUCCAUGCCCGAGGCGGCGAUCGUCUCGCAGGUCAUCGGCGGCACGCGUCCGGAUUAUUCGCAGACGCCGCCGCCGGUGAAGAAGAUCAUCAACCUGUGCUGGUCGAAAGAGGCGAAGGACCGCCCUCCCGCGGAUAAGGUCGCGUGCGCGUUUAACCAGCUGUACGAGAGCAUUUCGCGCUCGAAGUCGUACUCCGGGAGGGUGCACCCGGCGCCGAAUUUCAACGAGGAGUUGAACGCGAUGAACGAACGGCAAUCGGAGAUCGACUCGCAACACGAGCGGAGCAAGGCGAAGUUCAUGCGAAAGGUCUCCAUGGCGAAGAUGACCGGCAGGGGGAAAAGUAAAGUCCACGCGGAGACGAGAUCGGACGCGGACUCCGCGCAGGCGGCGGAGGGCAUCGUCGCCGCGCCCGGCGACUCCGCGGAGCUCGGGGCGAUUCUCGAGGCGGAGACGGAGGACGCGCCGCCGGCGGAUGCCGUGAUCGACAUGACCGCGUUCACGGUGCACGAACCCGCGUCGCCGCUGUUCGAAGACGAGGACGCGGAGGUAGCGCCGCCGCCGCCGCAGCCGCCGGUUGAGCCGGAGGCGCCGGCUCCUCCUCCGGUCGAGGAAGACGCGCCCGUGCCGCCGCCGCCGGACGACGACGACGCGCCGCCGCCGCCGUCUCCGGGUGAUUAG
Messenger RNA from Micromonas pusilla CCMP1545, 2712 nucleotides. RefSeq lists its product as uncharacterized. Gene Ontology annotation, cellular component: cytoplasm. The coding region runs from base 1 to 2712 and encodes 903 amino acids. Gene Ontology annotation, molecular function: protein kinase activity; ATP binding. Gene Ontology annotation, biological process: protein phosphorylation; signal transduction. NCBI's taxonomy places the organism in Eukaryota, Viridiplantae, Chlorophyta, Mamiellophyceae, Mamiellales, Mamiellaceae. The transcript has a single exon. The record is from RefSeq and is a predicted model, not a curated record.